Acaulospora morrowiae is the source of this 1272-nucleotide messenger RNA. Lineage: Eukaryota; Fungi; Glomeromycota; Glomeromycetes; Diversisporales; Acaulosporaceae. The record is from the annotation of a GenBank genome assembly.
AUGUCGGAAGAAAGUGCAUCAACGAAUAAAAAGCCUCGAAAGCGUUUUGUGGGAAGGGCCGAGGCAAGGAAGAUAGAUAGUGAACAAGUUCAAAUCGGUAACAUCGAGGACAGUGUUGAUGUUAUCAAAGCAAAAUUACCGUCCAGAUCUUCAAAUCGGGUUGCGACGCAAGUUCCCGUAGAGAUUCUAAAUGAUCCUUUGCUGAAUAAAGCAAUUGAGCAGCUUCCAUCAAAUUACAAUUUUGAAAUUCACAAGACAGUAUGGCACAUUCAACGUUCUAACGCAAAGAAAGUUGCGUUACAAUUUCCAGAAGGUCUCCUUAUGUUUGCAUGCACAAUUUCCGACAUAUUAGAAAGAUACUGCAACGUUGAGACGCUCAUCAUGGGCGAUGUUACGUAUGGAGCGUGUUGCGUGGAUGAUUUCACCGCUGUUGCUUUGGGAUGUGAUUUCAUGGUUCAUUAUGGUCACAGUUGUUUAGUACCGGUAAACAUCACUACCAUCAAGACUAUGUAUGUAUUUGUGGACAUCAAGAUUGACAUCGAGCAUUUUUUGGACACGGUAAAAAUGAAUUUCGAGUGCGGAAAAAAGUUGACGAUCGUGGGCACGAUUCAGUUUGUUUCUUCCAUUCAGUCCGCACAAAAAUCCCUGGAGAGCGAUUAUUCUUUAAACGUUCCCCAAGCCAAACCGUUGUCACCCGGAGAGAUUCUGGGAUGCACCUCACCGAAAUUGGGCGAUCAGGAUGCUUUGAUUUAUCUCGGUGAUGGAAGAUUCCAUCUGGAAUCGAUAAUGAUCUCUAACCCCCAUGUUCCAGCAUUCCGUUACGACCCCUACUCAAAAAAAUUCACUCGUGAACGGUACGAUCACGUGGAUAUGCAUGCUUUACGAAAACACGCGAUCGACUUGGCCAAAAAGGCAAAAAAAUUUGGCUUGAUAUUGGGAACUUUGGGUAGACAAGGUAGCCCAAAGGUAUUGGAGUACCUCGAGGAGAAGAUCAAAUCUCGCGGAUUGGAUUACGUUCGAGUUCUACUUUCGGAAAUAUUUCCAGACAAAUUGAAGCAAUUUCAGGACAUUGACGCUUGGAUUCAAAUAGCAUGCCCGCGGCUAUCUAUUGAUUGGGGUUACGCUUUUCCAAAGCCACUGCUUACUCCGUACGAAGCGUCUGUCGCGUUAGACAUAACUGAAUGGCAGUCUACAUAUCCAAUGGACUUUUAUGCUAAUGACAGUUUAGGCCCAUGGACUCCUAAUCAUGGAAGGGGGAAGAUCAAGAAUUAG